Cladocopium goreaui is the source of this 1177-nucleotide messenger RNA. Lineage: Eukaryota; Dinophyceae; Suessiales; Symbiodiniaceae. The record is from the annotation of a GenBank genome assembly.
AUUCUCGACCAUGGCAUGCAAUGGGGGCAUGCCAUUCGAGCAGCGUCGAAGUCCCACGAAGUCGCGAGAGGCUGAAGUGCUACCUUUGACCGCCAGGGACUUGCUGGAAGGGCAUUCUGCGGCCUGGCAGGUCUUUCUGGCCUAUGCCGCCAGCUGCUUUCCAAAUGUGGGCCCGCUGGCGCAAGAGGACUUUAGCCUUGCACUAGCCGAGGGAGAGAUCGCAGAGGCUGGCGAGCAGGUGGCGCUUGCCACGAGGGACUCACUGGAAAAGCUCAAGGAUCCACAGUCGCUGUACAACGCCUUGGGUGCGCCCGUUGAGCUCUUGAAACGCUGUGAACUCGAGGCCACAAAGUCCUUGAUGGAGUUGCAACUCUCGUUGCUGAGGACGUCGCGUGUCCAGCUGCUUGAGGCGUUGCAAGAUGCCGUGGCUUCACAGGAGCAGGCGGGCGCCAUGUUGUGCGAGAUCCGACGGCUCAAGGAGGCCACAUUGGAGCGUCGUGCGCAGGGCCAGACACGUCGAGCCCAGCGCUUGCUGGAAGAGACGGAAGCAGCGGUGCAGAGGCUGAAAGAUUGCCGCCAGCAGAAGAUUCGACUGGCGCGUGCACGCAAGGCGCGUCUCUGCCGAGCGGAAGAUGUCACUGGGCACCUCUCUGUGGGCACCUUGGUCUUCCGCGGCAGGCAUCGCUUGCAGAUCCAACGCUGUCAAGGGCCGGGCGUGCCACUGACCCCCUCGAGCCUUUGUUGGCUGCGCUUUGAAGCUGCAGCACCAGGUCGCAGGGCGCUGAGCGAUGGUUUAGAGGAAAAAACGAUGGCUUCUCCGUCCCCAGAGUGGCGACGUCGCUUUGAGGAGUCCUUGUGCCAGCUCUGGAUCCGGAACGUUGAUGCGAAUUUGGCUGAAGCCAGAGCUUUGCUGCUACCAUUCAGCGAGGUUCCUUCAUUGAUCCAUCGUCUUCAAGUUGGCUUGAUACAGGCGGGCGAUUUCCUGCAGGCUGUGGCCGCGCAGAGACGUCAACUGCAAUUGCCAGCGCCGUAGGAUUCGCCGAGUGCAGCCAUGCCAUGCCAUUGGUGUCCCCGAACUGUGAAGGGGUUGAAUUCAGUGAAUUCGCAGCCGCAGCAGGGACCAUCAGGGACCAGCAGGGACCGAUAUAUUUCUUACACUUCGCUAUGAAAAAAGGCC